This is a messenger RNA of Solea senegalensis (Senegalese sole), 2256 nucleotides long. It is a transcript of the gene khdrbs2, whose product is annotated as KH domain containing, RNA binding, signal transduction associated 2. Gene Ontology annotation, molecular function: mRNA binding; poly(A) binding. The coding region runs from base 278 to 1339 and encodes 353 amino acids. Gene Ontology annotation, cellular component: nucleus. The transcript is spliced from 9 exons. Gene Ontology annotation, biological process: regulation of alternative mRNA splicing, via spliceosome. The record is from RefSeq and is a predicted model, not a curated record. NCBI's taxonomy places the organism in Eukaryota, Metazoa, Chordata, Actinopteri, Pleuronectiformes, Soleidae.
CAGGCAGGCAGGCAGGCAGGCAGCAAGCAGUCAACGGUGGCAGAGAUGGACGCUCACCUCUGAAUCACAACUCACCCUCCUGUAGUCAGUCAAGCGUCUCUUGGACUUGUGUUUUCUUUUUUUUCAUCCAUCUGGAGCGGGUUUCCACCUCUGGUGCUCAUUCAGACUGGCGGGGCGAAGCAGCGAAGAGCAGAGGCGGGAAGGUUUUAGUGGCAUUCCGACGCUCAGGAGUCCUGCAGUCGUACCUGCACCUGUACCUGCACAUCCGGUGAUAACAAUGCAUCCAAAUAAGUAUUUAACUGAACUGGCGGCGGAGAAAAGCAGCCUGGACCCCUCCUUUGCGCACGCGGUGCGCCUCCUUGCAGAAGAGAUUGGGAAACAUGAAGGGGAUGAAUUGAGAAAAGACGGCGACAUAAAGAAAUACCUAGAUAUCAUCAGCAAUAAAAAUAUCAAGCUCUCCGAAAGAGUUCUCAUUCCGGUCCAACAGUAUCCAAAGUUUAAUUUUGUUGGGAAGCUGCUGGGACCACGGGGAAAUUCCAUGAAACGGUUGCAGGAGGAAACUGGAGUGAAGAUGUCCAUCCUUGGCAAAGGGUCCAUGAGGGAUAAAGACAAGGAGGAAGAAUUAAGGAAAAGCGGGGAGGCCAAAUAUGCUCAUCUGAGUAACGAUCUUCACGUUUUAAUUGAAGUCUUUGCUCCACCUGGAGAGGCCUAUUCCCGCAUGAGUCACGCCUUGGAAGAGAUAAAAAAAUUCCUUGUUCCAGACUACAAUGACGAGAUCAGACAGGAGCAACUGAGAGAGCUCUCUCUCCUGAACGGCUCCGACGAGUCGAGCAGAGGGAGAAGUGCCCAAGGGAGGAGCGUACGACCGGCAACCGCGGCAUCUACAAGGGGCCACAGAGGCACGGGGAGGAGUGCUGCAGCACCUCGAGGGACAGCAGCAGCAGCAGCAGCAGCAGCAGCAGCAGCAGCGUCGUCACACGGCAAACUUCCCACGACUGUUUUAACGAGGGAGGCACAAGCUCCGAGAGCCAGGGGGGCAGCAGGGAGCGCUGGAUACAGGGUCCCGCUGUUAGCAGUCACACAUGAAUCAUACGACGAAUAUGGCUACGACGAUGGAUAUGGUGGGGAAUAUGAUGACGAGAGCUAUGAAGACUAUGAGGACAACUACAACAAUCAGUCAAAGAGCAUUUCAGAAUAUUAUGAAUAUGAACAUGGAACCGGUGAUGAAUCCUUCAACAACUACGAGGAAGAGUGGCAGACCAGCCGCCCCAGUCUCAAAGCCCCCGUUUUACGGCUGACACGAGGGGGCUACAGGAAACAUCCCUAUGGUAGAUACUGAAGGUGCUCCUGAUAUGUGACCUCCAAACUUUUUCAAACUGUUUAUACUUUUCUUUUUUUUUUAAUUACUCAUGAAAGGUUGUAACUUUUCCGUUCGUCUUUAAAGUAACUCCAACUCGCACACAACCUCACAGAUUGUAAUAUCAUUGCAGUAUCAAUUGCUUUCCCUCAAUGGACCAUCAUUUAUUGAAAGGAAAAAAAACAUCCCUCUUCUAUUCCAAACGAAUUUUGACAUUAUACUGAAUUCAAUUACAUUUUUUUGUCAUUACAUUUCCCCUAGUGGGCUUGCAUUUACUGCCAGUAAUGCAGUGAUUAUCACGCUAACCCCACGUAAUACCGGGAUAAAACUACACCGAAUGUUUUAUAUAUGCUCCCCUUGUUGAAUUAAGCAAUCACAGAAUCAAAAAGUCUCACCAUCACUUAACAAAGAGACAUGGGGGACAUGUUGGACAUGGACCAGUCAUACCUCUGCACGUAAAUCCCUCUUUUCGGUUUGUUGUGUCAGACAAUGUGGAGAAAAACAAUUCAUAUAAAACACCAUAUUUUUUUUUGUCAGCGUGUUGUAAGACAUUCCAUGUUGUCACACCAUAUGACAAAAGACGGCCGUCAAUUCAACAACGUAGUAUGUCCGAAAAUAAAGAAAAACACACACACCCCACAGCUCACUGAUUGGUCUGGUCUGGUUGUGGGCACAGCUUGGUGUAAGUGGAUCUUCUCCAGUCUGACACAUUUUAUCACAAACGUAACCCUGUGUGAUUUCGACCGGCAAACACAAAACGACUUUAUAUUUGGCUCGUUUUAAAAUGUGUCUUCUUUUCUUUUUCUUUUUUUUUUUUUUUUGGUAUUUGUGACGCUGCAGAUCAAUACUUGUUCACAGAAACUUUACUUCCUGUGUGAUUCCAACUUGAUUUGCAAAAA